CUCGUAGAAACUUAGAAAAUCCAUAACACCGGUUUUUGAAUUUCCUUCGGCCUCCAUAAAUUUUUUGGUUUUUGACUCAUGCUCUGAUUUGAUUCUCGGGAAAAUUUUCAGUUUUCUCGGCCACCUUCUCGCACCCAUUCCCUUCCCUCUGCCAACGUGUAAACCUGGUCGCCAUAGCCGAACGCAAGAGCAGGUCGAGGUUGGUCUCGUUUUACAUGCCGAUCACAGACUAAGGCAGUCGCUGGUUCUCCUCCUAAUCCAAUUUUGUUCAGUCCGUUCGAAUCAACCGAGAUCUGUCGGUGGUGUCCUUAUUCCGGCGUGUUUGCGUCGGGAAAAUCUCUGUAGCCGGGGAAAAUGAAGAGAACAGGAGAUGAUGUGUUUCCUGUUUCUCAAUUCAAACGCCCAUUUGGCUCCUCUCGCGGAGAAGCGUACGAGCAAACCCCAGCUUCAGGAGGGGCACACGGAGUUGUUGGGCCAAGAGUGGCUGGAGAUGGAGGAGUGGGAGGUGAAGCUGUUGCAUUUGCUUCUCAGAAAUUGACAACAAAUGAUGCCUUGGGCUAUCUGAAAGAAGUCAAAGAAAUAUUUCAAGAUCAAAGGGAAAAGUACGAGACUUUUCUUGAGGUGAUGAAGGACUUCAAGGCUCAAAGGACCGACACAGCUGGUGUAAUAGGGAGGGUUAAAGAAUUAUUCAAAGAGCAUAAGAACUUGAUAUAUGGUUUUAAUACCUUUUUGCCGAAGGGAUAUGAAAUAACCAUCGAAGAGGAUGAUGCUCCACCAAAAAAAUCAGUUGAGUUUGAAGAAGCGAUAAGCUUGGUGAACAAAAUAAAGAAACGUUUCCAAACUGAAGAGCACGUUUACAAAUCUUUUUUGGAUAUCUUGAAUAUGUACCGAAGACAGCACAAGGACAUACAUGAGGUUCACAGAGAGGUUUCCACUCUUUUCUUGGGCCACCCUGAUUUGCUUGAGGAAUUCAUGAGGUUUCUACCAGAUGUUUCAGCAACAUCCCAGCAGGCCCCGUUUGGUUGUAAACGACUUCAGAGAUACUAUGAGCAGAGCUGUGGUGCAUCUGUGCAGCGGCAAGUGCGAGCUGAAAAGUUACAGCAACAUCGGUAUGAUCAGACUGUUGUUGGAGAUCGUGAUGCUACUGGCAGUGAUUUCCCUGAUUAUGAUGAUAAUAAGGGAGUAAUGAAGAUGGAUAAAGAAUAUAGAAGGCGUGUGGAAAAUCAGAAUAGAAAUGGGAGAAACCAUGGCCAAGAUGAUAUGGAAAUCGAGCAAGACAAUGAUAGGGACUCCAGUCUGCUGCAUUUUCCUGAAAAAAGGAAACUAGAAAAGAAGAUGGAAGGUUUCGGGACCUAUUCUGGUCACAUCCCAUUUGACGAAAAAGGCAUCUAUGACCAGGCAUGUAGUUUCUGCGAGAAAGUCAAGGAGAGGUUAUGCAGCCAAGAAGAUUACCAGGCAUUCUUGAAGUGCCUUGAUAUAUUUAGUACUGGAAUAAUUAAACGAAAUGACUUGCAGAAUUUGGUGACUGAUCUCCUUGGAGAAUAUCCUGAUCUCAUGGAUGAGUUUAAUCAGUUCUUGAAGCAAUGUGAAAAUAUCGAUGGAUUUCUCUCCAGUGUUAUUAGUGGAAAAUCACUGUGUGUUGGUGGACAUAUAAAUCGGGUAACAAAAAUGGGAGGUGGGGAGAGAGAGGACGACCAUGAUAUUGAGGUUGCUAAAGAAAAGGAAAGAUGCAAGGAGAAGUACUGGGCAAAAUCAAUUCAAGAGCUAGAUCUGGCUGAUUGUGAACGUUGUACUCCCAGCUAUAGGCUCCUUCCACAGGAUUAUCCGAUCCCUGCAGCAAGCCAUAGAUCAGAGCUUGGAAUUGAGGUCUUGAAUGAUCACUGGGUAUCAGUCACUUCAGGAAGUGAAGACUACUCCUUUAAGCACAUGCGCAGAAAUCAGUUUGAAGAAAGUUUAUUUAGAUGUGAAGAUGAUAGAUUUGAGCUGGAUAUAUUGUUGGAAAAUGUGAACUAUACUGCUAAACGUGGAGAGGCUCUAUUGAAGUGCAUUAUCGAAAACAAUAUGGAUAGGCCAAUUCGAAUUGAAGACUACUUCACUGCUAUAAAUUUAAGGUGUAUUGAACGGCUGUACGGAGACCACGGUCUUGAUGUACUUGAAGUAUUGUACAGAAAUCCUGCUCUUGUACUGCCUGUUAUCCUUACUCGCCUGAAGCAGAAACAGGAAGAGUGGUCAAAAUGCCGUGAAGAAUUUAACAAGGUUUGGGCUGAAGUAUAUGCUAAAAACCAUUAUAAAUCACUUGAUCAUCGCAGCUUCUACUUCAAGCAGCAAGACCCGAAGAACUUGAGCAUGAAAGCUUUGGUUGCUGAAAUCGAGGAAUUGAAAAAGAAGAUGCGGAAGGAAAGUAGUUUUCCCCUGGUUAUUGAUGCCAGUCAUAGGCACCCCAUGGUUCCACAUCUCAAAUAUGAAUUUGGUGAUGCUAGUAUACAUGAAGACUUGCACAAGCUUCUACAAUUUUCAUGCGAAGAGAUCUGUUCCAAAGAACAGAUUAGUAAAAUUAUGGGAUUGUGGAAUAAAUUCUUGGAGACUUUCCUUGGUGUCUCUCCUCGCUCUAUUGGUGCAGAAGCUGUUGAAGAUGUUGGAGAAAGAAAACAAGCUGAGACGGUAAAUAAUGAACCAGUACCAGCGUAUUCAAUUGGAAAGCCUGUCACUGUCAUGUCUGAACUAACAUCUAGGCAAUUAAAAGUAGCUGAGACUAGAGAUGAGAAUGUUUUGCCACUGGUCCCGGGUCUUGGUGGAAGCAGUUUGAUAAAUGAGGUUUGUGGGGCCGAGGAAAGUCAUGGGAAAGCUGAUCACACCGGUAAAGAUGAUCCUACUGGUUCUUCUGACAACGUAGAUAAGGAAGUGGCUGGCGUAGAGGAAACUGAGAAGCGGCAUGAUGGAAGUGAACAAGUGGAAGGUGGUGAAAUAGUAGCCAUUUCAGUUCAGUCACUUGGUGAUCAAGCAGGAAAAGGUUCUGAGGGAAAUGACCCCCGGAAUAAAGAAGCUUCAGCUGAGGAUCAUCUACCUGAACACAAUGCUAUACCUUCAUUCCAGGAUGGAGAGGCUAAAACUCCAGCAGUAUUACCGGGUGGAGUGGUACUGAGUGAUUCUUGUGAUACACAUCAUGGUAAAUCUAGUAAACUUCCAGAAAUUGAGAAGGAAGAGGGUGAAUUAUCUCCUGACGUGGAUAUGGAAGAGGAUAACUUUGUCAUUCCCGUGCCAUCGCAACAUCAAUCUAGCAGUUGUGAAGAGCAGAAAUCUCACGAAGUUCAAGGAGAUAAGGAUGCUCAUAAUGAAGGCAGCGAAGAUGCUUGCAAAGUCGGGCAUGUAAGUAGCUCUCUCCAUGGCGACUGCUUGAGAGAUGAAUGUGGAGCAGGGGAAGGAGAACAAAGCAACUUGGAUGACAAUGCAGAGACUGACGAAAAAGCAGACAGGUUGACCAGUACAAGUCCUGCUCCAACCUGUUUGGAAUAUGUUUCUUUGUCCCUAAAGCCCCUUGCAAAGCAUGUCCCAACUACCGAAGAAAGGAGAGAUUUGCGGAUUUUCUUCGGCAACGAUGAUUUUUAUGUGCUUUUCAGGUUACAUCAGACCUUGUAUGAGAGAAUCCUAGCUGCAAAAACAAAUUCUACAGCAGCUGACGUGAAAUGGAGGAACUGCAAGGAUUCUAGUCCUUUGGACCGGUACACUAGAUUUAUGAGCGCUCUGUGCAGUCUUCUCGAUGGAUCAGCUGAUAACGCGAGGUUUGAGGAUGAAUGCCGAGCUAUUAUCGGAAAUCAUUCUUAUGUGUUAUUCACAUUGGACAAGUUGAUAUUCAAAUUGGUGAAACAGCUCCAAAUGACUGCGACCGAGGAGACAGAUAAGAAGCUUCUCCAACAGUAUGAAUAUGAAAACUCUCACAAUCCUCGUACUAGGACCGAUUCAGUUUACUAUGAAAAUGCAAGAGUGCUGCUCCAGGAGGAAAAUAUGUAUCUGUUUGAAUGUUCAUCCUCUCCUCAUGAGCUCACCAUUCAUUUGAUGGAUUCUGUUGCUGAAACUCCCGAGCCAAAGGGAUUAUCCAACAAACCCUACAUUGCUGAUGACCUCCAUAACAAAGGCUUAUCUGCCUCUCCCAAUGGAAAGGAAGCAGAAGUUACUGCAUUACCGAGAUCUUCCUCGUCUUAAAGAUGUAUUCUUUCUUCCUCCUAAUCAUCAUCCAUAAGGUGGUGAUUCUCUCUCGCGAAUCGCUCUAACGUUGAUAGUUAUAACGUCUCGAGAGGGAACUUUCGAGGACAGAUUCAUAUUCAGUGGAAGCAAAACAUAAGAAUGUGGUUUUUAACUCUUGUUUGCGUUGCUUGAAUUCAUAGCCUAAUUUCAUGUCCCUUUUUUUUCACUAAACGCAAUUCUGCGCCUUUUCAUAAUUUUGGGCUGAUUUUGUAAUUAGUUUUAUUUUAGGCGCACAGGCGUAAUUUUUAAAAGUUUAAGAAAGGAAAGCUUUCUCCCUAUGAUCCAUUUCGCGGCCGAAGUCGGUUAGAUACCAUUCAAUA
Molecule: messenger RNA, 4562 nt
Organism: Tarenaya hassleriana
Lineage: Eukaryota; Viridiplantae; Streptophyta; Magnoliopsida; Brassicales; Cleomaceae
Product: paired amphipathic helix protein Sin3-like 2
Exons: 22
Coding region: 355-4200 (1281 amino acids)
Biological process (GO): negative regulation of transcription by RNA polymerase II
Cellular component (GO): chromatin; histone deacetylase complex
Molecular function (GO): transcription corepressor activity
Source: RefSeq, a predicted model, not a curated record